Molecule: messenger RNA, 2336 nt
Organism: Sclerotinia trifoliorum
Lineage: Eukaryota; Fungi; Ascomycota; Leotiomycetes; Helotiales; Sclerotiniaceae
Source: the annotation of a GenBank genome assembly
UCUUCUUGGCCAUACUUAUAUUUGUUUGCGACGGAUAUUAUAUUAUUCAUUCGCAGUGUUCACUCAUCCAUCCAUCUACCCAUCUUUCCGUCUGUCCGUCCCUUUAUUCAUUCAUUCUAUUUCACUAUUCACGAAUUACGAUCCAAUCACGAGAAUCAAAAGACAGCAUACACUCCUACCUAGAAUACACAAUCUCCUCCAUAAGCCUUUACCUUACACCGUCGCAAACCAUUCAGCCAUCACCCUCAGCCCUCCCCAAUAAUACAAAUCGUACGACCAAAGGAUAGAACAUCACUUCUCUUGCAUCAGUUCAUAUUUAUCUUACAAUCCACAAAAACACUUACUAUUCCUUCUGUUCCUUAUUCGAAUGAAAAUAAAAUACCCACAUACUCGACUUUACACAAUCAAUCAUGCGCGAUAACCUUUUGGCUACGGCCUUCAUUUUAUCAUCAGUAGUACUCUUGGUCAGCGGCUGUUCUGAGGUUCUUGGAAAUUUGUACUGCAAUCCGGUGGAUGCUAUUCUGUAUAGCAAUGUCGGCUCACCAGGAACAUACAAUCAAGUUACCGAUAUGGCAUCUAAUGGAAUUUGUUCUUCCACACCAAAAUCUUUUUCUGGUCCGAUCUCUCCAUUAGAUGAAGAAGUGUCUUUUCAUUUUAGGGGUAUUUUCAAUGAUUCAUAAUCUGGCUCCCUUUGCGCACUAACAACAUAUUCAGGACCUCUUCGGUUGAAGCAGUUCGCAGUAUACACUCCAAGUACUACUACCACUAGGAAGGAAAAACGUGAUGGCUCAACCGCUAGACGCCGUCGCUAUCAUCAGCAUCUUGAGAAACAUGCCAAGGCAGGCAAUAAGAAACGCGACGAGAUCCAUGCUACCAUUGAUGGACAAAUUGUCUCGUGGGAUAAUAACUGGCCUACUCCAGGCCUUAAUGCUUAUGAUGGCGGUGCAGUACCGGUUACUGCCACGAUCGAUAGUGAGAAACAAACGUGGAUCAACAAUUGGUUUGGACCAAGUACUUCGACGAUGGUAUCUCAAGCAUCUACUACCAUAUCUCAAGUUAUGUCUCAGAGUGCAGCUGCAGGUUCAAAGGCUCAAGAGACUUGUACGAAACAGAAUCCCAGUUUAAAUGUUAGGCUGCUAACAUCCAUAAACAGCUACUUCUUCAAUCAUAUCAUCCUCCACUACAUCCUUUUCUAAGCCUCAAUCAUUCACAAGCGCAUCCCUUCCUGAGUCUCAAGUAUCUGCAAGCGCAACCGCCUCCACCACAGCUGUAGGAUCGGGAUCUUACAGCAGAAUAGGUUAUUAUGAUUCUGUUGAGCAGACUCUUGAUAAUCUUGUAUUUCUUGGAAAUUAGUAAGUUUCAUUUUCUUCCCAAGAUACAUGUGUCUCUUAGAAAGUCCGCAGGUAAACUUGGCGUAAAGUUUUCCAUCACUCCUCAUACAUACCCAGGAGCAAUACUAAUCGAGUCUUUCUCCACUAGUGGUGGUCAAGGUUCAGGCGUGUUCAAUGAAGCUUAUGGCGCUUCACUUUCUUUCGUAGAUAGCAAUGGCACAGGCGGUGCAUCGUCACCUCAGAUUCUCGCUGAUACCACCUUGCCAUCGGACUCCGAGAUUAUUGUCAUGCUCGAUGAAGAAUGCAACAAUGAUUGUGGCUACGUGCGACCAGGAUCUGUUGCUUAUCGUAAGUUAUCAUACUAAAAAUGAUCAUUUGUCAUUACUAACACAUCUGUAGAUGGUUUUAAUGGGGCAAACAAAGUAUUUCUUCUAGAAUUUAGCAUGCCAAUAGAUGGAACCACUGGAUUCAAUGCCGACAUGCCCUCAGUUUGGAUCCUCAACGCUCAGAUUCCUCGCACAAUUCAAUAUGGAAAUCCGAGCUGUUCAUGUUGGGAAUCUGGAUGCGGUGAAUUCGACAUUGCUGAAGCACUCAAUGCCGGUUCAACAUUUUUGAAGUCCACAAUACAUACGAACAAACCUGGAGGCGAUUCAGACUACUUCGUACGGCCUACUUCUAGCACGAUGAGACUUGCAGUUGUCUUCAGCUCUGCCACUUCAACUAUACAUCUUCAGAAGCUGCCUACGAGUUAUGAAUUCCCCACAAGUCUAACAGCAGAUGACAUUCAAAACAUUUGCGACACGAGUGGUGGAAGUAAGCUUUCCGAAUUUGCCAUUUCCUAGUGAUUUCAACCUGGAUUCGGAAUUUUUCAUUGGUUAUGGGGAAAAUUACAUGGAGGAUGAUAAAAAAAAAGUCUUUAGAGAGGGUGUCAAAAGACAGGGCAAAACUUUUGUUCAUAAAAUAUCCUUUUAUUCUUGUGUAUGUUGACGUGCAAAAAUGAUGAAG